AUGGCCUCCGGCGGCGCGCCGCCGACAGUUGCCGUCGCCGUGGGCCCCGGCGGCAGCGGCAGCCGCCUCGCCGCGCGGUGGGUCGCCGCGGGACUCCGCGACGACGGCCGCGCCACCGCCAUCGCCGUCGUCCACGUCCUCCCCGAGCUCUCCUACGUGCCUUCCCCGACGGGGGAGCGGGUGCCGGUGGCGCUGGUCGGAAGGGAGCCGGCGGAGGCGUACGCGCGGGACCGGCGCGCGCGCGCGGAGGAGGCGCUGCUCCCGUUCCGCCGCCUCUACUGCUGUGGCCGCGCGAACGUCACCGUGGAGACGGUGGUGGUGGAAGGCGACGGUGUGGCGGAGGCGCUGCUGCGGUACAUGCACGAGUCCGGCGUACGGAGCCUGGUACUCGGCUCCGCGUCCUUCCGCUGGUUCCGGAGGGUGCUGAGCAUCCCAGAUGUCCCCGAAUCUAACACAAACUUGAGGAUCGAGUCCAUUAGUCAUAAAACAUUUGCACUAUCACAUAGGAGUUUACUGUUUGACAACUUUGGUGAUGAUGAAGCACAAUCAGAUUCAUUCUCCCAAUCCCACAGCUCACAUAGUGCUUCUAAUGUUGUUCCAAGUUCAGAAAGUUCCGGACAAGUUACUUCAGGAAGUUCAGGAGUAAAUUGUGCAGGAACAGAAGGAAGUAAGAACUAUGAUUCUCUUAGCUCCUUGGGGGAAGAUCCUUGUGCUGCCUCAAACUCCAGCGAAGAGUGCCAAUCUACAGAUGAAGUGUCCAAACUAAGGAAGGAGCUGCAGGAAACCUUAGUAGUCUAUGAUAAAGCUUGUGUAGACCUCGUCAAUGUUAAGAAAAAGAUUCAGGUACUUUCUAUGGAGUGUUCUGAAGAGGCUAGGAAGGUGGAGCAUGCACUAGAGUGGGAGGAAGCUUUGAAGCAGAUGGUAUGUGAUGAGAAGGCGAAACAGCUCGAGGUCAUCAACGAAGUUGAGCAAGCAAGAAAAUCGUUCACCCGAGAGGCUUAUUCAAGGUACAAGACAGAAAUGACUACCAGCACGUUCUCUCAGGAUAAGGUGCAGAUUGUUGAUGCUAUUUUGUCAAAGAGCAGAAGUUGCAGGCGGUAUUCAAAGAAAGAUAUAGAACUUGCCACUGAUAACUUCUCUGAAGAAAGGAAGAUUGGUGAGGGGGGUUAUGGCAAUGUGUACAGGUGCACCCAUGAUCACACUGAAGUAGCUGUGAAAGUCAUUCAGGAAGAUUCCAUUGACAAAACUGAUGAGUUCUUGAAGGAGGUUGAGAUUCUUAGUCAGCUUCGCCAUCCCAACCUGGUUUUGUUGCUUGGUUUCUGUCCAGAAAUUGGCUGUCUGGUAUAUGAAUACCUGAAGAAUGGGAGCCUAGAAGACCAGCUCUUCAAUAGCAAAGGGUGCCAACCACUGCACUGGUUCCUCCGGUUCCAGGUCAUCUUUGACGUGUCCUGCGGGCUUGCAUUCUUGCACGCAAGAAACCCAGAGCCUAUUGUCCACCGUGACCUCAAACCGGCCAACAUCUUACUGGACAGGAACUACGUGGGCAAGAUCGGCGACGUCGGUUUCGCAAAGCUCAUCUCUGAUCUUGUGCCUGACUGGCAAACCGAGUACAGGGAGACGAUCGUCGCCGGCACACUGUACUACAUGGACCCUGAGUACCAGCAGACCGGGACCGUUCGUCCCAAAUCUGACGUGUUCGAUCUGGGAGUUGUCAUUCUGCAACUCCUGACUGGCAGACGCCCAAAUGGGCUCAUUGUGAGCGCAGAAAACGCUGUGAGAAACGGCAGGCUCUCUGACAUCCUCGACAGAUCUCAGACCGAUUGGCCACUUGCCUGUUCGCUUGAACUUAUCAGCUAGAAUCUACAGUAUUUUUCUCUCAUAACAAAACAGCUCCAGCCGGCUUAUCAGCCGGCUUUAAUACCAGCCGAACAGAUGUUUGCGAGGCUCGGAUUGAGAUGCACGGCCUUGAAGUGCAGGGAUAGGCCUGAUCUUGAGGCAGAGGUGCUGCCGAAGCUCGAUGAGAUCCUACACAGGAUUACUUCUGCUGUCAAUUUGAGAAACCCAAAACUGAGUGUGCCAAGUCACUUCAUCUGUCCUAUAACACAGGAGUUGGAGGAUCCUCACGUCGCUGCCGAUGGCCACACCUAUGAGCAUUACGCGAUCAGGGCUUGGCUCAAGAGGCACAAGACAUCGACUGUUACGAGGAGGAAGCUCCCGAAUUCGUCCAUAAUUCCGAACCAUUCGUUGCGCGCCGCGAUACAGCAGUGGAAGUCACAGUUACCAGCAAACGAGUGA
This is a messenger RNA of Miscanthus lutarioriparius, 2295 nucleotides long. NCBI's taxonomy places the organism in Eukaryota, Viridiplantae, Streptophyta, Magnoliopsida, Poales, Poaceae. The record is from the annotation of a GenBank genome assembly.